AUGCACUAUUAUUCUGUGAUCAAGUAUCUUUCGCUGCUGGCAUGUGCCAGAGCUCAAUUGCUACAUAUUCCUGCUGUGGAUGAGAUAGUCAGUUCUGCUUUGGAGCCCUUUGCGCAAUACACAGCUGUCGGUGCUGCAACAAAAGUCGUCGCUGCCGCUGCCAGCGUGGAAACGGAUGCGGCAAAUGUUCACGCCCCUGUUGCAAAAGUGGCAGCCGCAGACACUGCGUACUGGCUGGCGGACAUCGCUCAUCAAGGAGUCGCUGCCUUCAACUCGAACCCCUCUGGCUACAAAGUCUUCCGCAAUGUGAAGGAUUAUGGAGCCAAAGGUGAUGGUGUAACUGAUGACACCGCUGCCAUCAAUGCAGCUAUCAGCGACGGUGGCCGUUUCGGCCCGGCAAGCAGACAAUCCUCUACUACAACUCCUGCGACAGUGUACUUCCCAUCUGGAACGUACCUGAUCUCAUCGUCGAUCAUUGAUUACUACUUCACCCAGCUAAUCGGCAAUGCGAAUGCUAUGCCGGUUUUAAAGGCAACCGCAAAUUUCGUCGGGCUGGGCAUGAUUGACGGCGACCAAUACCAGAGCGAUGGCAACCAGGGCUGGACAUCGACAAAUGUGUUCUUCAGGCAGAUUCGAAAUCUGAAGCUGGACUUAACUUCAAUUCCUGCCGCUACUGCUGCAACAGGUAUUCAUUGGCCGACUGGCCAGGCCUCCAGCAUCCAGAAUGUUCAGAUUGUUAUGAGUUCUGCUUCUGGAACGCAACACCAGGGCAUUUUCAUAGAGAAUGGCUCCGGCGGCUGGAUGACUGACGUGGUAAUUACCGGUGGUCUGUAUGGAGCCAAUGUUGGCAACCAGCAAUUCACAAUGCGAAAUUUGGUCAUUAGAAAUGCAGUAACCGCAAUUUCUCAAAUUUGGGAUUGGGGAUGGACUUAUCAAGGUCUCACGAUUAUUGACUGCGGAACUGCUAUUUCAAUUAGCAAUGGGGGUGCUGGCGCCCAGCUUGUAGGGUCUGUCAAUAUCCUCGACAGCACCAUUCAAAACUGCGCUACCUUUGUGACAACCGCUUGGCAGAGCUCGACACUGUCAACUGGCAGUCUUAUUCUGGAGAACAUCGCUCUGAACAACGUCCCAGUGGCAGUGCAAGGCGUCGGCGGGACUGUCCUUGCUGGCUCGACAGGCUCCAUGACCAUCGCCGCCUGGGGACAGGGCCACAAGUAUACACCGAACGGGCCCGCAAACUUCCAGGGCUCUUUCACUCCACCUACACGCCCAGGCGCUUUGCUGGCUCCUGGUUCAAACAGGUAUUAUACCAAGACCAAGCCCCAGUAUGCACAAUCACCAGUGGCUUCGUUCAUCAGCAUCAGAAGCGCAGGCGCAAAAGGAGAUGGUUCAACUGAUGACACAGCUGUUAUCCAGUCUGCCUUGGCAUCCACCGCCUCCGCUGGGAAGAUUCUCUUCUUCGAUCAAGGAACGUACAAGAUCACCAAUACUCUUUAUGUCCCGCCAGGCUCUCGGAUUGUCGGCGAGGCAUACUCCGUCCUCAUGGCCACCGGUAGUGUAUGGUCGAGUAUCACUAACCCUGUCCCGGUGGUUCAGAUUGGCAGAUCUGGGGAGUCCGGAUCCGUUGAAUGGUCCGACAUGAUAGUGAGCACCUCAGGCUCCACGCCGGGCGCUGUACUGGUUGAGUGGAACUUGGCAGCGACAUUAGGCUCUGGAAUGUGGGACGUCCACACCCGAAUUGGAGGUUUCAAAGGAUCUCAGCAACAGGUUGCGCAGUGUCCGACGACUGCAGCUGUCUCUGCGGCUUGUCAGGCUGCCUACAUGUCCAUGCACAUUACUAAAACCGCUAGCGGCGCUUACCUCGAGAACGUCUGGCUUUGGACUGCCGAUCAUGAUCUCGAAAGCCCAACUAAUACCCAAAUCUCAGUCUAUACUGGGCGUGGUCUCUUGAUUGAAGGAAAGAAUGUUUGGCUUUACGGAACGGGAUCCGAGCAUCACUCGCUAUACCAGUACCAAUUCUCAGGUGCAAGCUCAAUCAUGGCAGGCUUUGUACAGACUGAAACACCAUACUACCAACCCAAUCCCAACGCAGCCAAUGGUCCUUAUCCUACCAACCCUGCUCUCAACGACCCCAGCUAUAGUAGCUGUCUGGGUGGAAACUGUAACUCGCUCGGUCUUCGUAUUCUCAACACCAAGAACGUCAUCAUCUAUGGGGCUGGCCUGUACAGCUUCUUCAACAAUUACAGCACCACAUGCUCCACGUUCCCGCUUCCAGAGAACUGCCAGAGCAUGAUUUUCAGCAUCGAGGGAAGCACAAGUGGACUGGUUGUCUAUGGACUCAAUACUGUGGGCACAACUUACAUGAUCGUGAAGGAUGGUACUGCGCUGGCGCAGGUCAGUGACAAUCUGGCUACAUACGCUGCCACUAUUGCAUAUUUCACCCUUUGA
Molecule: messenger RNA, 2448 nt
Organism: Penicillium paradoxum
Lineage: Eukaryota; Fungi; Ascomycota; Eurotiomycetes; Eurotiales; Aspergillaceae
Product: glycoside hydrolase family 55 protein
Exons: 5
Coding region: 1-2448 (815 amino acids)
Molecular function (GO): polygalacturonase activity
Source: RefSeq, a predicted model, not a curated record